Messenger RNA from Amborella trichopoda, 1360 nucleotides. RefSeq lists its product as uncharacterized. Gene Ontology annotation, molecular function: NAD binding; phosphoglycerate dehydrogenase activity. The record is from RefSeq and is a predicted model, not a curated record. Lineage: Eukaryota; Viridiplantae; Streptophyta; Magnoliopsida; Amborellales; Amborellaceae.
AUUACCGCAAUGAACAGUACGGAGCUAAAAGGUCUUUCGUGCUCUUAAAAACCCCUCGAUUAUUUGCCAUUACCUAUCCUCCCCGACUUCUGCACAGAGUCAACAAUCAGAGAUUUGAGGAUCUGCUUUGCUGUGAAGGUGGUGGGAAAAAUGGAGGGGAAUGCCAUCACUAAGAUUCUCUUUUGUGGUUAUGUUUUCCCUUCUGGUGUACAAUUCACGAGGGAAAAUUUGCAGAAAUACCCAUUUAUUCAGGUUGAUGAAGUAGAGACUGAUGAUGUGCCUAAUGUUAUUGGGGAUUACCAUAUUUGCAUACCCAGAAUGCAGCGCCUAGAUUCUGAAGUUAUUUCUCGUGCCAAACAGAUGAAGCUUAUCCUACAAUAUGGCGUUGGACUUGAAGGUGUGGACAUUGAUGCUGCUACCAGGGCUGGAAUUAGAGUAGGAAGGAUUCCAGGCCAUAUGACAGGAAAUUCAUACUCAUGUGCAGAGCAUGCUAUAUAUUUGGUAUUAGGGCUUCUGCGUAAGCAAAAGUUAAUGGACAUUGCUGUACAAGAAAGAAAGUUGGGUUGGCCUCUUGGAGAAACUCUUUUUGGAAAAGCGGUCUUUAUUCUUGGAUAUGGGAACAUUGGAGUUCAUCUUGCUGCUCGUUUGAAGCCUUUUGGUGUAAAAAUUCUUGCUACCAAAAGGAGUUGGAGCUCAGUAUCUCAAGAUUCUAGGACCCAUGAAGGUCUGGAGGCGAAUGAAAAGUUCAACGAUGCUCUUGUUGAUAAGAAAGGUGACAUGGGGAGCAUAUAUGAUUUUGCUCGAGAAGCAGAUAUUGUUAUUGCCUGCAUAGGUUUGAACAAGGAUACGGCUGGAAUUGUGAACCACAAGUUCCUCUCCUCUAUGAGAAAGGGGGCACUACUGGUAAAUGUGGCUCGAGGAGGUGUCUUGGACUAUGAAUCCGUCAAAUAUCACCUAGAAUCUGGCCAUCUUGGAGGCAUGGCAUUCGAUGUUGCAUGGACUGAGCCAUUUGAUCCCGAGGAUCCAAUUUUGAAGUUUCCAAAUGUUCUCAUCACACCUCACGUUGCCGGGGUAACAGAAUGUUCCUACGGGACAAUGGGCAAGAGGGGCACAUGCUCCACAUGGGUCUGAAAGAAUUUGUGGCCUGUGUAAGAAUUUAUUAUGAUUGUCGCAGAAUGUGCUCUUCAGUUUCACGCUGGGGAUCCAUUAACUGGAAUCGAGAUUGUGAACUAAAUGAAGACGUUCGAAAGGCUUUUCCAUAUCUAUUCUUUUGUCUAUUAUAUAGAUUGUGGGGGAUAUUUAUGUGUAUUUUUAUUUUCUAUUAUGCUGAGUGGAAUGAAAAUGUCUCUUGUUCUCUCUA